Molecule: messenger RNA, 1336 nt
Organism: Etheostoma cragini (Arkansas darter)
Lineage: Eukaryota; Metazoa; Chordata; Actinopteri; Perciformes; Percidae
Gene: abhd10b
Product: abhydrolase domain containing 10, depalmitoylase b
Exons: 5
Coding region: 42-914 (290 amino acids)
Biological process (GO): protein depalmitoylation
Cellular component (GO): mitochondrion
Molecular function (GO): hydrolase activity, hydrolyzing O-glycosyl compounds; palmitoyl-(protein) hydrolase activity
Source: RefSeq, a predicted model, not a curated record
AGUGACUCUCGCGAUACUUCAUCAGUGGGUCGCGUAGCAGUAUGGCAGCCGUCGCGCUGAGGUCCUGCCGCAGAGGACUUUCACAUAUUUUAAGUAAUGGAGGGCUCGCAGCUUUGUCUUCACAACGUCUGGAAGGAGUCCGGAGACACAAGUCUACAGUGCAGUAUGCUUCACGACCAGACCUUCCCAAGCUGGCCUACAGAAGAGUGAAGGGGAAGAGCCCAGGUGUGGUCUACCUCCCAGGAUAUGGCUCUAACAUGAAUGGACAGAAAGCUGAGGCACUGGAGGAGUUCUGUAGGUCACUAGGGCAUGCAUGCCUUAGGUUUGACUACACAGGACAUGGGGCCUCAGAUGGGGCGCUAUCAGAAGGAACUAUUGGUACCUGGAAAAAAGAUGUCCUUUUCGUGUUGGAUGAGUUAGUAGAGGGGCCACAGAUAAUGGUGGGUUCCAGUAUAGGCGGUUGGUUCAUGCUGCUUGCAGCCAUUGCCAGACCAGAGAAGACUGCAGCACUGGUGGGCAUCUCCACUGCUGCUGAUCACAUUGUCACACUGUUCAACUCUCUUCCUCUGGAGACACGCAAGGAGUUUGAGGAGAAGGGGGAGUGGACGCUGCCCACCAAACACUCAGAGGAGGGUCAUUACAAGUUUAGUAUGGACUUUCUGAAAGAGGCGGAAAAUCACUGUGUGCUCCAGAGUCCCAUCCCCAUCACCUGUCCCGUACGGCUCAUUCACGGGCUCAAAGAUGAGGACGUCCCCUGGCACAUCUCCAUGCAGGUUGCAGAACGCGUCCUCAGUCCUGAUGUGGAUGUCAUCCUUCGACGAAAUGGCCAGCAUCGCAUGUCUGACAGGGAUGACAUCAAGCUCAUGGUCUACACUAUUGAUGAUCUCAUAGACAAGCUGACCACUCUGGUCUGAGUUAGGAAUGGAUGAGUGAGCUUGAGAAGAUGCUGAGAUAAGGAGAGAAGGACUGUGUUUACCGGGAAGUCAACCUUCAAGAAAUUUACCAAACAAUGGCAUGUUUGUCUGCCAAAUAUGACCUUUCAUCCAUGUCUGUUUUUCUCCCCCAUACAUUAUGUCAUUUCAACAUGCUGUUGCAAACUAUUUUAAAAGGGAGCUUUCCUGCUAGCGGUUCCCUUGUAUAUUCAGGUUGCAUUUGUAUGUGUUCCAGGUUUGCAUAUGGAGUGUUAUGUUGGCCUUAUUUAGGCCCACAGUUGCUUCUGUGUCAGCUGUCGUUCUUAUUGUUUGACUAUUUUCCCCUCCCACUUUACUUAGACACAUAGUUUUCCUGUGCCUUUUUUAAUCACCCUUUUUGGCCAAUAAAACCUCUGCACACUAGA